CUUCGUUACAGCUUCAUGAGUUUAUCGGUAUUUCUCGGACACCUGCAAGAAGCUGGAUGCGCUGUGGGUGCCGCGUUCUUCAAAAACCUGCUUCUGGCUGCUGUUCAUCGGUCAAAGGGGCAGCGAGGCGGGGGCUGUGUUUACAGGCAGCUGAGCUACGCCAGCCCGAGCCACGCAGAGAGGCUUCUUCCGGCGCUCGGGGGCGGCCGCUGCCCGGCUCGCAACAGCGUUUACCGCCGUCGCCCGAAAUCGCCUCAGCAGGAGCUCGCAGGCAGGGCAGGGGCGGUGGGGCGCGCGCAGUGGCCAAGGGCCGUUGCACAUGCGCAGUGCGUGCGGCAGGGCGGUGCGGAGAUGGGCGCCGCCAUGGCACUGCAGCUGCUGCACGGUGCACCAAGGACAGCGAGGUCAUCACUGCUUUGCAGCUCUCUGCGGAGCACCAGCUCUAAUGCAGAAGGAAGAUCUGAACCUGUUAAGCAGUCACUUAAGAAACCGAAGUUACCAGUAGGUCGGUUUGAUGAACCAGAAGAGUCCAAUAUAGAGAGUGAACCACUGGAAAAAUUUCCUGAUGGAAUCAAUCCUACUACAAAAGAGAGGGGUGGACCUAAAGGCCCUGAACCUACACGUUAUGGAGACUGGGAGAGAAAAGGACGUUGUAUAGACUUUUAAUGUACAAAUGUAUCUAUUGCUAUUUAAAUAUUUUUAGUUGCUGAAAACAAUAAUAUAUAGAGAAAUUUCACCUAGAUUUUCCUCCCUAUUGUGAAGCUUCUUGUUUCUGUCAUGUUUUUGGUGAAUUUUCUGAGAGAUAUUUUAUGUAAAUAAACAUGCUGUGGUAACUCAAAUUUUGAGCUGUUACUUGUAUCAUAUGCAUCUGAUCUUUAAUGGUAUUUAGACUCCCUAUUACAAGCUUAGUGAUGUGAAAUUGGUAGUGAGAAUUUUACUGAGAUAUAUAAGGGCUUGGAUUUUUUUUAUGUAAUUAAAAAUUUAUGUCAUGUCUUAAAUGCUGAAAGAGCUUUGGAGUUCAUGAACCUGUGUACUGUUCAUCAAAAUUACAGCCACCUCUGAGGAGAAGAUCAGUAUUUAGCUGAUAUACAGCAUAGUGGUAAAAGACCCCCUAAUCAAGAACCAUCCCCUCUGUCUUUUUUAGAGUGGGAAAGGUUUUCUUUACUGUUUGUGCAGAGUGGGCAGAAACUCAAUUUUAUCUUAUCUUGGGCUGGCAGGCUUUAAAUGGCAUGAUGCUUGCUUAUCAGCCAAAGAGAAAUGGCGGUUAAUUCCAGGAGGGUCAGCUCAUGAUUUCAGGUAGUAGAGGGAUGCUAUAUAUACAGUUUUGGAAUACUGUUUUUUAUAACUUAGCUAAAAUAAUUACAGCUAUUUGCAUUAUCUUUCUUUGAUCAAUACAGAUGUCUAUUUGAAAAUUGGCUAAAAGCUGCCUGAGGAAAAAUAACAUUUUUUUCUGAUACCUGAAGGUCAAAAGGGGACUAUUACAUUGGAUGAUCUUUGUAUUGCAGGUCUUUAAACUUCACUCAGUCAUCUGGCACUGAGCUAAAUAUCUGUUAGUCAAACUCAACUCAGUUUUUCAUUCAAGAAUUUACUUAGUGAAUACUUCUGGAGAGUGCAAAUCCACCGCUUUUGUGGUUACUAAUUAACUAUGAGAAUAAGCUAUCAUUAAAAAUGUGAGCCACUUUCCUAAUUUUAAUUUGUCUGACUUAAGCUUUCAGCCAUUCUCAUCAUGUCUUCUCACUGAAUUAAUGAACAUAUUAAUGCCUCGUAUUUGCUGUGCAAAUUCUUUUUGAUAGACUAAAUAAAUUGGUUUUCUCUAGUCUUUCACUGUACGUAAUCUUUUCCUUCCCUUUGUGCUUCUUUCCUGAUAUUUUGCUGAUUUUUCAGCCUCUUCACUCUUACUUACUACUCUCCUGCUUAAAUAUCCACAGUUCCUAUUAGCUGUUUUGCCAUAGCAUCACAGUGGGCAUUAAAACUGAAUAAAUAUUUCUUUGAGAGCAAAGGAUAGUCUCACAUUCUAUGGCCUACUAAUUUUUUUCCUACGUGGAUAAUUCUGCCUUUUGCUGUGCCAAAGCAAAUUUUACCUGAUGAAAGUCAGCUUUACACCAUGAUUUAUAUGGUUCAGGAUUACUCUAGCUCUGUGUAAGAACGUACCACUUUACUCAGCUUUGCUUUUUGCAUGGUUUUAUUAAAGCAUCAAAGCAUGUCAGUCUUAUUACAGAUCUCUGUAAAACCUCGCUAAAACCCACCCAACUUGUAGUCAGGAGGAAAUCUCAUUGAGGUCUGUCAGUUUGUAUACUGAAUGUGUAUUUUAUUGAUGUGGUAUCAUGCUAGUUGUGAAUUAAGAUGACUCACUGCCAUGAUACCAUGAUAAAGAAAUACUUGAUCUGUUCAGUCAAGUUUAUCAACCGAAUAUCUUAUUAAAGAGUAAAAUGAGGUUUGUUAAAACCUAUUUUUUGUAAAAGACAUACUGACUAGUGGUAUUUACAUUUCAAGCCUUUAAUUCUCUGUAAAUUUAAAUUCUGCAGUAUCGUUUGAAUGUUGGAAAAUUAAUGUCUAUUUACGUGACUCAUCCUAUUUGCCCUUCUGUAGUACAACAGUAACAAUUUUUCAAAAUCUAUUUAAAUGGUCAGCUACCUAAAAUAUACUGGGUAUAUUAGGUAUAUGGGUCAGCUAUCUAUAAACUUUAAUGUACAUUGUUUAUUAAAAUGUUUGUUUCUAAUAUUGCUUUGGCUCCUCCUUAGUUGCCAGUGUACUAGAAAAUGCAUCAUACAAUACACCACCUACUUUUCAAAUACAAAGCAGAAAUUUUAAGUGGAAACUUGCCAUUUCUGCAUCAUUAUUAAUAGGCUUAAUGUCUUAAUUAGUGAUUAAUUAAGAUGAGACAAUAACAAUACUGUAGUUAUUUUAUUUCUGAAAUCUAAAUCUCAUUCUCCUUAUCCAUGGAUUGUUGCAUGAUGUUACCAUUAUCUUGUUACCAGGUUUUGUACUUCCCAGUAUAAGCUCCAUUAAUGGUUAUCUAGUUCCACUUUUGACAUUCUUCAUGUUCAGUUCUAAUUGUCACCUUCACCACAGAUGAAUUUUUAGCUGCAGUCCUCCCUGGUUGCAGAACUGGGUCUUCUUGGCUGUCCUAUAAAGAGCUAUUCUCAUUUAUCUGUGGUUAUUCUUCUUUCGAAUUAACUUCAGUCUCCCUCUGCUUUAUGAAUAAGGGCUAGAUCUACUUACGUUUUUGGCAAAAUGGAGGUUCCUGUAUCUGAGCCUGCAAUCCUUCCCUGCCUUGCUGCUAUCCUCAAAGUUAAUAAAUAGCUGGUUGUUUUCCUGUCUGACCAGAAUGCUCUUUAGGCACCUGAGGGUCUGCUCUGAGGCAGACAGUGGCUGCCACUGCGUGAGCCACAAGCAGUUGUUUCCACCGCAGCUCAAGCAGGAGCUGGACACUCCCUGCCUGCAGCCGCUGCCCUUGAGAGUGCUGUCCAGACCAAGACCAAAUGCCUCACAAAGGCAGGGGCAUUGCUUUCCUUCAGCAAAUACAAAGGCUUUUGAUAACCCAUGUUGUAAAUACUUGUCAAGAGGUAGGCACUCAGGAAGCGGAGGACUCAGUUUCAGCUUCAGACCCUCUUUACCACCGCAGGCCAGUAUCUGUAACCACCACACUUUUGCUUAGUUGGUUAGAGAAUGUGUCAAUACGAGAUGAAAGCUGAACAUUUGGAUGAGCAAAGAACGUAACAUCUGAACAGAGAGCAUCAAGGAACCUUAUUCUGUGGUCUAGCAAUCUGGCACUUAGCAGAAAGAGAAGGCCUGGGUUCCACGCAAAGAAGGCCAAAAUAAUUGCUUUGUGGUGCGCAAGAUCACUUGUGGUAUCUGUCAAAACCAGUCAUGGCUGGAAUGUAACAACUGAUAAAUGAUACUGCAGGGAAUAAAUGAAUGUCUGCAGUUAUGAGAAAAGUACAUCAGUAAUUUUUCAGUGCUAUCUUCCUGCCCUUUCUAGAUGAUUAAUAUUAGCAAUUCACUGUAAUACAGCAUUGGGGUAAACGCAAUGUGGCAUUAGCCAUUAGAUUAGCCACAGAGGCAUGCUUGUAUCAGAAACACUGAGCCUAUUUCUGUAGCCCUUUUUGUUAUAUAGCAGAUCAUAAAGCAGCAGAGGUUAUAUUCUUCUGUUCUCUUAAAUUUUUGUGAGACAAAAAAAAUUGUUCUGCCUGUGUAAGCAAGAUCUUGUAGUCUUGGAGGAUGCAUGUUGCUGCGUUUUGUCAUCUUUAUUAAAAAGCUACAUGUGUUUUUGCAGUAGGCUUUCUUUUUUAAAGUUAAGCUUGUUUCUACUCAUUUGCAUAGAUACCUUUGUAUAUCUAUUAAAAUUAUGAAGUCUUUAUUGUUUGAAAGAAUUGCUGUAUAAUUACCUUAUUACAAAAUACAUAAAAUUGCACUCUACAAUUAAAGAAAAUGUUUACUGUAUAUUGCCUUGUUUGGGAAGUAUAUAUUUCAGUGCUAAUUUUACCAAGACAGUUAAAAUGGAAGAUUUUAUUGUAUAGCUGAAUCAGAGUAAAAUUACCCUGUAUCACAGCAGAUGUUUGUUAAAAAGUAUAGAAUGUAAAAAAGUUUAGAAUGCUGUUACAAAUUUCUGUGGGAUUUGCAAGCCACUGGAAAACCUAUGGUGUUUUUAUGAGAAAACUUUACUACUUUUUCAGUUGAUUGCAAUAAAUGAUCACAGAUUCCAA
Molecule: messenger RNA, 4706 nt
Organism: Dromaius novaehollandiae (emu)
Lineage: Eukaryota; Metazoa; Chordata; Aves; Casuariiformes; Dromaiidae
Gene: SDHAF4
Product: succinate dehydrogenase complex assembly factor 4
Exons: 3
Coding region: 16-666 (216 amino acids)
Biological process (GO): mitochondrial respiratory chain complex II assembly
Cellular component (GO): mitochondrion
Source: RefSeq, a predicted model, not a curated record